UGGAUUCCGGGAUGGCCGCGGGAUCUGGGGCGUGCGGGAUCUGGCGGCUUGGGCUUUUCCGCCGCGCCGGGAGAGAACGGCUCGGGUGGUCCCGCGUGUCUUGGCCGUGCCCGCGCACGUUCGCUAGGCUCCAUGAGGCCCCGCUCCGGGCCGUGCCUCGGGGAAUCGCUCCUACUGCGCGGCUGAAGCCGCGUGUGGUGUCUGCCCAGAGUGCGUGUAAGCACUGUUUGGUUAUCGUCCCUCAUUGUCUAGGACUAAAGAGUAUUCCUGUGUCUUUCUCUUUUUAAUGGUCUGCAUGAAAGUGCCAUUGAGAGUGGAAUUCCCUAAUCCAUUGAGCAGGGAUCCAGGGACUAAAGACAAUUUAUUUGAAGAGGAGGAAGGUAACUAGGGCAGAGAUUGUAAUUUAGAAGUAUGUGGUACUGUACCUUUCGUAUUAGUUUUAGCUAUCGUACGCCUUGGUAAAUAGCUUUUUUAAAUUUUAUUUUUGCCUCAUACCACGUAGUUCACAGAAACUAUCUUAAUGUACUUCUGUUGUGGGAAGGAAAAACGUCUGCUGGUGAUUUCCUUCCCAAGUAGCUGAUGCAAUUCUAGGAGAUGAGAGCUGUGGAUAACUUUCCUGGUUUAUAUCCCGCAGUCUUUGAGGGCAGGACAGAAGUGCAUUAAAAUAAUUUUGUGUGCGGUUUAGUGCAGUAUCUUUGUGGUCAUUGAAUGGAAACUUGUCUUAGUUUACACUUCCAAGUUUACAUCUUGGUUCUCAUUCCUAUUGAUCUGCAGGAUACUGGGAAGGGGGUAGGAUGGAGAAGUGCCAGCUGAUAACUGUGUAGGAAAAGCAAGCCAGUUGUGGGUUGUGAAUUUGCUAUGCAGAGCUCUGGUCUUCAUCCGGAAUAUCUGUAGAACAUUUGCAAGCAAGAAUUUUGGAGAAACAAAACACUGCUUUGGUCUCUGGGGCAUUUAAGUUAUUCACGCUAAAUUUGCAUGAAAUUCGGCCUGAGUACUACCAGUUUCGAUUUUGUGUGCACUACAUUUUAUUUGUAGGGUAUCAAUUCUGUGUUUGAGACUGUAAUUACCUUGCAAAGUCAGAUGUAUUUACUGUUGAGUAUUACAGUACACUUAGGUGCUAGCUCUAUCAUUUUUUUUUACCAGUCUGGUUCCUACAGUUCGUUUUACUUUUGCAACAGCCGUCCUAAAUCUUUAAGCAAGAUUAAAGAUCUUAUGGCCUGAAGCCAUACUCGAGAAUCUUAGGAAUAGAGGGAGGUGGAGAGCUUGGAAACAUAGCAAUAUAUUUUUCUGUGGUACUGGGCUAAGGUAGUGUGGACAAGUUAUAUAUGUUUUUGAUUUCUGAAGGUCACCUCUCAUCCCUCCCUCUGUAUUUUUCUGAAACAAGUCUCUAUCCUCAGCAGCCACUACAAAAGAUACACAACCAGCUAAAAUGUAGGAAGGGGCAUUAAAAGUACCAAAGCUUUUGCUUCUAGACAGAAUUAAAGUGCAAUUAUAUGAGGUAAACAUGCUGUAAACCGUGUUUUUUGAUUGACAAGUAAUGUCGUUCUGAUCUGUGAUAAGUUGCUGUGCAUGGACACAUCAGUGUGUUUUAGCUGAAGAAUCCAUCAUUACUUGUUCACAAUAACAGAAAUCAGGGCCAUUGUAAUACAUUUGGGUCUCUGAAUUACAAAAUCUAUAUUGAAACUGGAAACUACUUUUUAGUUUUGGUUAAAUUACUGGUAUGUUUUAGUGGUUGGACCUUCUUUGGCAGUAUUAGUUGUUUAAACUGUUUUCUGCAGUUUAGGAACUAGUAUGAUGGAAUCCUGUGUUGUUUUACAGAAUUUAAUUAUUAAAUGCUUCUUCCAAAGUUGUUUGAAGAAAUGGAACCUUUUAUAUUCUUCUGUUGUUUAUAAAGAACAGAACAGAGAUUUGUCAUGAUUAAGCAUUGACUGUUGUCUGAACUUUCUACAUGGCAUAGAAACUAGUAAUAAGGGUUAAGAAUGAGUUGUGUAAAAGUCAGAUUUAUGAGAAGCACAAUUCUUGCAUGAAUAAUAAAACUAGCUUAGGUUAUGAAAACCUAAGAAUCUGUUUGUGAGAGCAGACAGAUGAGAGCCUUUUGGGAACUAGUCUUAGGGUUAGUUGCCUAAGUGAUCUAGCAGUCUUCCUAUGAAAGGAGUUCCCUCAGUACUUUGAGGCCUUUAGAAACUGGCAUCAUAGACUUAAGCAAAAGGCAAGCAGCAUGGAGUAAUUAAUGUAGUUAGUUGUUCAGUGCUUGCUGUUUGCUUCCUGAAAUGGGUAUACUGGUCUUUCACAGCAGUUGUGUUUUGAUUUCUCUAUUUCUCCACUAUUUUGGCAAUACAUGUUAACACUACUUGUGUUAUGGUGAGCAGCCCUGACUCAAAAUGCAGAGUUGAAAUGGUGAGGCCUUAAUAAUACUUUGGGCAGUGAUUAAAGAUCAAGGGUUUUUUAUGUAGCUGAGGUUGAAUCAUGCUAUUUAUAAUGUUUCUUGGGAAGAAGGAAGAAGUGGAAUAGAAUUUUAGACUUGACAAUGUCAGUCAGGUUUAUAAUAUUUUCAACCCUUACAGGAGAAAAAUCCCACCCCGUGUGAACAUGUCAAAAGGCAUGAGUAUGUAUGGACACUUUUAACUUAAAAGUUCUGUAACCAUCCUAGUUAAGAGGCUUUGGAGUGGGAGAAGAAAGCUGUCUUUUUGUAUGGUAAACAUUACCAAAUGAGGAGAAAAGGAAGAUGCCAUCGAGUAUCGGCAGCAAGGCAUUCUUCUUCCCGUGCAGUAUUAAGCACUCCCCGACACGAGAAACCUUGACAUACGCUCAAGCUCAAAGGAUGGUUGAAAUAGAAAUUGAAGGUCGCCUGCAUAGGAUCAGUAUCUUUGAUCCUUUAGAAAUUAUAUUAGAAGAUGAUCUUACUGCCCAGGAAAUGAGUGAAUGCAACAGCAAUAAAGAAAAUAGUGAAAGACCACCAGUUUGUCUAAGAAGCAAACGCCAUAAAAAUAACAAAGUGAAAAAGAAAAAUGAAGCUCUUCCAAGCUCACAUGGUAUACCUGCUACAACAGCUCCUCUUCCAGAACCAAAAGUACGGAUUGUUGAAUACAGCCCCCCUUCAGCUCCUCGGAGACCUCCAAUUUAUUACAAAUUCAUUGAGAAGUCAGCAGAAGAGCUUGAUAACGAAGUUGAGUAUGACAUGGAUGAAGAAGAUUAUGCAUGGUUAGAAUUGAUCAAUGAUAAGCGGAAAAGCGAUGGAGUGUCAGUUGUUUCCCAAAAUAUGUUUGAAUUCCUUAUGGAUAGGUUUGAAAAAGAGUCUUAUUGUGAGAACCAAAAACAGGGUGAUCAUCAGUCUUUAAUUGAUGAAGAUGCAGUGUGUUGUAUAUGCAUGGAUGGUGAAUGUCAGAACAGCAAUGUGAUCCUGUUUUGUGAUAUGUGUAAUUUAGCAGUACAUCAGGAAUGCUAUGGGGUGCCAUAUAUACCUGAGGGCCAGUGGCUCUGCAGACACUGUUUGCAGUCCCGCUCUCGGCCUGUAGACUGUGUGCUGUGCCCAAACAAGGGAGGUGCCUUUAAAAAGACAGAUGAUGAUCGUUGGGGACACGUGGUGUGUGCUCUGUGGAUUCCAGAAGUUGGAUUUGCCAAUACGGUUUUUAUUGAGCCAAUUGAUGGUGUCAGGAACAUUCCCCCAGCCAGAUGGAAGUUAACAUGCUACCUCUGUAAACAGAAAGGUGUUGGUGCCUGCAUCCAGUGCCACAAAGCAAACUGCUAUACUGCAUUCCAUGUGACGUGUGCUCAAAAGGCUGGUCUGUAUAUGAAAAUGGAACCUGUGAAAGAACUAACUGGCAGUGGAACAACGUUCUCUGUGAAAAAGACUGCCUAUUGUGAUGUACAUACUCCACCAGGUUGCACACGGAGACCGCUCAAUAUUUAUGGAGAAGCUGAAAUCAAAAACGGUGUUUGUAGAAAGGAGGGAUCAGUCAGAACUGCUAGGUCUACAUCAAAAAUCAGGAAAAAGACAAAAAAAGCCAAGAAAACAGUGGUUGAACCCUGUACAGUUAUGCCAACAGUAUCUGCUCCUUAUAUUCCCCCCCAGAGAUUAAAUAAGAUUAUGAAUCAGGUGGCCAUUCAGCGAAAGAAGCAUUUUGUUGAACGAGUGCACAGUUACUGGUUGCUUAAAAGACUGUCUAGGAAUGGUGUUCCACUCUUGAGAAGGCUGCAAUCCAGUUUACAGUCACAAAGAAACACACAACAGAGAGAAGAUGAUGAAGAAAUGCAAGCCUUAAAAGAAAAAUUGAAGUACUGGCAAAGGCUGCGCCAUGAUCUUGAAAGAGCACGUUUAUUGAUAGAACUUAUACGUAAGCGUGAAAAAUUAAAAAGAGAACAGGUCAAGCUUGAGCAGGUUACUAUGGAGCUUCAGCUUAUUCCAUUCACUGUACUUCUGCGAUCAGUUCUGGAUCAGCUGCAGGAAAAGGAUUCUGCUCGUAUAUUUGCUCAGCCAGUGAACCUUAAAGAGGUUCCAGACUAUUUGGAUCAUAUUAAACAUCCUAUGGAUUUCUCUACCAUGCGGAAACGGUUAGAAGCUCAAGGCUAUAGAAACCUCACCGAGUUUGAAGAAGACUUCAAUCUGAUCAUAGAUAACUGUAUGAAAUACAAUGCAAAAGAUACAAUAUUUUAUAGAGCUGCAGUGCGGUUAAGAGAUCAAGGAGGUGUAGUUCUCAGGCAAGCCAGGCGAGAUGCUGAAGGAAUUGGUUAUAACAAUGAAACUGGAAUGCACUUACCAGAACGGCCUAAACUUGAGUCACCCCAGCCUUUCUCUUGGGAAGAUGUGGAUAGAUUACUGAAUCCUGCAAACAGAGCACAUAUGUCCUUGGAGGAACAGCUGAGAGAGCUGCUAGAAAAACUUGAUCUCACCUGUGCAAUGAAAUCCAGUGGGUCAAGGAGCAAAAGAGCAAAGCUGUUAAAGAAAGAAAUCAGCAUUAUUCGCAACAAACUCAGUCAGCAACACAACCAAGCUCCUCAAAUAGAGUCAGGUAUUGGAAGUUUCGAGGAAGAAAGUGCAGCAUUAGAACAAGAUGGAGAAGAAGAAGGAGAUAAAUCUCCCCCUAAACUUGAACCAUCAGAUGCAUUACCUCUUCCUUCAAACUUGGAGACUAAUUCAGAACCACCAACCCUCAAACCAGUAGAACUCAAUCCAGAGCAGAGUAAGCUUUACAAAAGAGUAAAAUUUGAUAAUGAAUUAUAUAGCACUUCCAUUCAGAAAGAAAUAAAUGGACACACUCCAGAACACUUACUUGACAGUAAUCUCAAUGAGUCGACUGUUUCUGCUGUAGCUGAGUCAUCAACUGAUGUAAACAGACGUACAUCCAUUCUCUUCUGCAAAUCGAAAAGUAUAAGCCCCCAAAAGUCUGCAAAGAACACUGAAACCCAGCCAACUUCUCCACAGCUAGGGACCAAAACCUUUUUGUCUGUAGUCCUUCCAAGGUUGGAGACAUUUCUGCACCCAAGGAAAAGAUCAAGGAGUGCAUGUGGAGAUUCUGAGGUUGAUGAUGAGUCCCCUGUAAAGCGCUUGGAUACAGGUCUAUCAAAUGGUUUUGGAGAUGAAAGUAAAGAGAGAGCAUUAGACGAUACUCCAGGAAGAAAAGUUGAACCUCGUCGCCGCUGUGCAUCAGAAUCUAGUAUUUCAUCUAGUAACAGUCUCUUGUGUAACUCAAGUUUUAGUCUCCCGAAGUGUGGUAAAGGUAAACCUGCCCUGAUACGGAGACACACACUGGAAGAUCGAAGUGAACUGAUAUCAUGCAUUGAAAAUGGAAAUUAUGCCAAAGCAGCAAGAAUUGCAGCUGAAGUUGGGCAUAGCAGUAUGUGGAUUUCAACUGAUGCUGCAACAUCUGUUCUUGAGCCUCUGAAAGUAGUAUGGGCCAAAUGCAGUGGAUAUCCUUCUUACCCAGCUCUGAUUAUUGACCCUAAGAUGCCUCGUGUUGCUGGCCAUCACAACGGUGUUACUAUACCAGUGCCACCUCUAGAUGUACUGAAAAUUGGAGAACAAAUGCAGACCAAAUCAGAUGAGAAACUAUUCUUAGUACUAUUUUUUGACAACAAAAGAAGUUGGCAGUGGCUUCCCAAAUCCAAAAUGGUUCCCCUUGGGAUAGAUGAGACCAUAGACAAGUUAAAAAUGAUGGAAGGACGUAACUCGAGCAUACGAAAAGCAGUAAGAAUUGCUUUUGAUCGUGCUAUGAAUCACCUGAGUCGAGUCCAUGGAGAACCAGUCAGUGACUUCAGUGAUAUUGACUAACAGAGAUUCUCUAGCAAGGCAUGAAAAAUACCACAGAGACUUGAACUCUACUAAUGAACCUCUUUGUCUAAAAGAAUGUAUUGAAGAUACAACCCCUUAAUUGUUGAUUCAGUGGCUGAGUUCUGCAAACUUGAAAUAGUUGAGCAAUUCUUCUAAAUCACCAUUGCCAUAUUGAUAAUUAUUUUAUUGUGUUGUAGAUUGGAGGAUUUUCCACUAAACCUGUUAAAAUGUCUUGUUCAUAGUGUUCAUAAUUGUACAUAAAUGUAUAUUCAACACUUAACUUAUUCUGAUUUUAGAAGUAGCUCCUUAAUUCCUUUUAUAAUUUUGUUGGGGAGGGAAUUUAUUUUUUGUUUUUUCCAUGCUUUUUACUUUUUUUUUUCUUUCUUUCUGAGGUUAAGUUACCUAAGCACCAUCUUCCAGCUUGAGGUGUUUAGUUGAUCUUAAAGCCUAAUAUCAAAAUGGCAUCAAAUAUAUGUUUGCCUAAAUCAUAUACAGUAUGGUGCUGCUUGUAUCAUUUCUUCCUUGGUCUGUAGCUUCUGAAAAAGACUUCUGAAUGUUUGUGUAAAUUGUUGCUCUUUGCACAAAGUACCACAUAUUUAAGGUUGAUGUAAAUUUACAAUUACAAAUAUGUAUUUUCAGAAAGGAAGUUGCAUUAUUUUGGAGGGUACUUUGUGGGAAAGACAUCAGUAAAAAUUAUACUAUGUACAUCACUUGCAAAUCACCAAAAACACUCCAUUGUUGCCCAAAAUGACUCAAGGUUCUUACUGUUUUAAACAAACCUGGCUUAAAGCCUGCAAGCACAUUAUUUCUUUCAAAACCAUAUCCCAUUUAUCUCCCAUUGGUUAAAUUUUGUUGAUUUGUGUGCCUCCCUGUGUUUUAUUUAUUGUAGAAAAUGUAUUAAUUUGCUUUAUAAUGAAAAAUAAAAUUGACAAAUAUAUUGAUAUGCAUUUUUAUACAGGCACAUGAGAAGACAACUUGCGUUGGGAGAAAAAUGUAUUGGAAAUUGUAUAAAAUAACUCGAUGGUUUGUGUGUAAUUCGGUUUUUUGGUAACUUGUAAUCUUUUGUUUCCAAUGAGGGGAUUUAUGUAACUUUUAAUUUAGAACACUUUGGUAGCAAUAGAAACUUUGGAUACAUUUUUGUAUGGUACAUGUGAUGUAUAUAGAAUUAGUACUUUAUUUUUAUUUUUAAGAAGUAAAGCAUUAUGUUUGGGCAGGGGGAAGAAGGAGGGUGGGUUUCCAGAACUGCAUUUUUAUAUUAAAAAGAAAGAAAAAUAAAGUCAAGAUAUUGAUUGUUGUAGCUACUUUAUUCCUACCUUCACUGAGAUACUGAAUUUGUAACAAUGAAAAUGGCAAGGUAUGUUUGCAAUGUGAUUUAUAAUGGCUCCAUUAUUUAUAAAUGCACUGUGUUUGAACUCUUUUGCAGUGAUAUCGUAAAUACUGUACCAAGUUAUAUUAUAUGAAACACCAAAUAAUGCAUAUGAAUGCACGAAGUAUUUAUGCCCAGCUUUUUUAUAAAGGAUUAGCAAAUACAGCAAAACCAAUACUUUUUAAAUCUUUUUUUUAAAACUUCAUUGAAUAGCAUACUUCAUUGUUAAACCUGCUUGAAUCUUUAUUUUAAAGGGACAAUUACUUUUUAAAUAGUUUUUAAUGUUUUUAUUCUCUAUUGUUUGUAAUACCCCCGUAGAAGCUUGAAAUAAAAUUUCUUUCUCAACUGUAAAUUUUGUCCUGAAUUUAGCCCCUGAGAUUUUGCUGCAGUGCCCAUUUUCUUACUCCAUGACUGAGCUGUUCCAGAGGCACUGGGCCAAGAAGCUGAAUGUUCUCCUGUGGCACCCAGCAUUGUCCUUACUGAGCCCCUUGCAUAGGAGGUAUUCCACUUAGCUGAGACCGGUUGCCUGUGAUGGACCGUGGUAAUUAGGGAUGAUGAGUUGGAUAAACUUCACAAAUGAUCAAGCAAAUAGUUUUCUCAGGCUUGACAGCAGACACAGCUUUAGGGAGAGCAGUGAUGGCAGGUACCCUGGAAGGACCAUCACUGAGUUGUGCUGCUCUGAUGGCCACAACAGCCACAUCAGUUAGAAAAAUUAAAAUCUGGUGGUUUGCAUUUAAUAUAAUGACUUCAAGGAUCUGACAUAUAAUCAUGCUUUUCUUUAAAGGGAAUGGAGCCUAAUUUGGGCAGUGUUGAGACAGUAGAACCACUUGUCAUCAUUAGGACUCUGUUAAAGGUAUUAAAAUAAUACACUGCAGCAGAUUUUAUUUCAGACUGGUUCCACAAAAUGUAAAACUAGAUAAUGAUUCACAACCCCAUUUGGAUGCACAGAGAAAUGGGCCUUUUUUCUGUCUUGGACCCUGGAAAGCUGAAAUGCAGUUACAACAGAAUUUGGAAGAUGACAGUACUUGUAUGAUGAGGAUGCUGAUACCUGUGACAUAUGAAGGGCCAUAAAAAAGAAAGCAUAGAGUUGCAAAAUGAUUCUUCAAAAGGCUUCGUACAUUCUCAGUUGCCUCGCACACGAGCAACAUUGCAGGGAGGAUAAAAGCUUAUCCUUUGCAAAAAAGAACAUUAAUUAUUUUUGAACUUUUUUUUUUAAUCACAUCGUCAGAAAAAGCUCUAGUUUUGAAUUUUGCUCAGACUUCUGAGUCUUAUUUUAUGACUUCUGUUCAGAAAUUGUUUCAUCAGUUCCUGGAGAAGGAAAAUGUGCUGCCUUCAUCUUACAGGGGACUGUAUGCACUUAUGAGAAUUAUCAGCUGGAAAACUUUACUGAUUAAAAUAAGCUUGUUCUGCAUCUUCUUCUGAUGAAACUGACAUGAAAGGCUCGUUUAUUUUUGUUCUGGUUACCCGUUGGAAGCUGUCCCAGAAAUUCUUCCCAGACCCUGUUGAGAUUGCUGCAGUGUCAGUUGCUGUUCCCAUACUCUCUUGUGAUGAAGUCCUGUAUCAUCCAGUGGCUCUUGAGAUUGGGUUAAAGUUUAAAAUAAUUACUCAGAAAUAAAUAAACAAAAUAGAGUGGAAAUAGUAUUCUAAUGGAAAGUAAAACUGGAACACCACAUUCUGGCUUGCCAGCUUCUUGGGGAGUGUUGCAGUUGUAAGUACAGGGUGUAAGUUUGUGCAUUCACUGCUCAGUUCUGGUGUGAUCAUUUCCUGUUAAUAGAAGUGUGAGACCUACAUCAUCAGUUGAAACGAUGUGCAAAUGUCUUUUAUUGUAUCAAAAUAUGAGCGAUAAUUGUAUAAAUAUUUAGGGGGAAAAUGUGACUAGGGAAUAAUGUUUUUUUAAAAAAGUUUGUUACCAAUCUCAGUGAUUUUUUGGGGAAUGUUUGUUGUGAUUUUCUGUCUUUUACACUAGAGGGAGCAAUGCACACAGACCAUCAACAUUACAAAAUAAGUAUUCAGUUUUUCCUUUUCAAAAUGCUGCUAUUAAAACUUACUGCUUGUAAACAGUAAGUCUUCUUAGCUUUUCUAGUGUUUCUAGUCCAUCAAAAGUAGCUUUCUAUGUCCGUGCUGCAAGUGGGCUGAUUCAGGAAUGCUUAAUUUUAACUAGAGCUAGUAUAAAGGACGAAUAGCUCUGGAUUUUCUGGCUCUCAUGUCUU
Molecule: messenger RNA, 9844 nt
Organism: Camarhynchus parvulus
Lineage: Eukaryota; Metazoa; Chordata; Aves; Passeriformes; Thraupidae
Gene: BRD1
Product: bromodomain containing 1
Exons: 13
Coding region: 2726-6268 (1180 amino acids)
Biological process (GO): regulation of transcription by RNA polymerase II
Cellular component (GO): MOZ/MORF histone acetyltransferase complex
Molecular function (GO): protein binding
Source: RefSeq, a predicted model, not a curated record